Molecule: messenger RNA, 1156 nt
Organism: Penicilliopsis zonata CBS 506.65
Lineage: Eukaryota; Fungi; Ascomycota; Eurotiomycetes; Eurotiales; Aspergillaceae
Exons: 1
Coding region: 26-1027 (333 amino acids)
Source: RefSeq, a predicted model, not a curated record
CAAGAAUUGGCUUUAUACUACCUCAAUGUCUCAAUACGCUGCUGUUUACGCCAACCCUCAGGGUCCUGGAGAUGCGCGACCAACCGCCCUGCAGAUCGUCAAGGAUAGCCAGAUGGAAGGACAACUUAAAGGCAAAACAGUUGUCAUUACCGGCGUCUCGUCUGGCCUCGGGGUCGAGACUGCGCGUGCCCUUGCUGCGACAGGAGCGACCCUGUUCCUGACUGCCCGAGACCUAGUCAAGGCAAAGACUGCGUUGGGCGACUUCUUGCAGCCCGAUCGGAUGCAUCUGGUUGAGAUGGACCAGAGCUCCCUGAAGAGUGUCCGCAACGCCGCCAAGUCCAUCCUAGCCAAGACGAACACGGUCAACAUCCUGAUCGGCAAUGCGGGAGUCAUGGCCGUCCCAACUCUCGAGCUCACGGAAGACGGAUACGAGAGCCAGUUUGCCACAAACCACCUGGCGCACUUCUUGUUCUUCCACCUGCUCAAGGAUGCCCUGCUGGCUGGCAGCACGCCCGCCUUCCAGUCCCGCGUCGUGAUGCUGUCUGCUUCAGGGCACCGGGUCUGCGGCCUCAACCCGUCGGAGAACUACCACUUCACUCAAGGCGGGUAUAUACCAUGGGUUGCGUACGCGCAGUCCAAGACAGCCAACAUCUACAUGGCCAACGAGAUCGACCGCCGCUAUGGCCCGCAGGGCAUCCACGCCACAAGUGUUCACCCUGGCAUUGUUGCAACCCAGAUCGCAAGACAUCUUCCGGCGGAGCUAGUCGCGGCAAUGAUACAAGACGCGACGUUGGUGAGAGCAUCGCAAACCCCAGAGCAAGGAGCAGCAACUACCGUCUACGCCGCGAUCAGCAGGGACUGGGAAGGCCGAGGCGGCCGCUAUCUCUGCUCCUGUUCUGAGACUGAACGGGGGCCUGACGAUGGGGUCCCGACCAGUUCGACGUACGUGACACACACGUAUAGCCCGGAGGACGAGGAACGACUGUGGCAGGAUUCUUUGAAGAUGGUGUCCUCUAGAGAGGAGUAGGGAGGCUGCCUUUGUGACCCUGUUUCAAUAGAUGUGAUGUAAACUCAGUUUGAUUUAUGCUUUGAAUUACUAUCUACAUCUCAUCUAAUCUAAUGCCAUUGUGGGUUAUCAGACUGCGGCCCGCACGCC